Molecule: messenger RNA, 2501 nt
Organism: Leguminivora glycinivorella
Lineage: Eukaryota; Metazoa; Arthropoda; Insecta; Lepidoptera; Tortricidae
Product: visual system homeobox 1-like
Exons: 3
Coding region: 562-1272 (236 amino acids)
Biological process (GO): regulation of transcription by RNA polymerase II
Molecular function (GO): RNA polymerase II transcription regulatory region sequence-specific DNA binding; DNA-binding transcription factor activity, RNA polymerase II-specific
Source: RefSeq, a predicted model, not a curated record
UUUAAAUCUAUUCUUAUAGUGAAACAAUAAGCUGAUUACAGGUUUAAUAACGCAUACUUGUAAGUUACGUAUAAGCAGAGUUAUAGAAUGAAUGUUGUUAUUUGAAAUAACGUUUCGGGAGCGUCGUAUUGUCACAUCCAUUAAGCCGGGGCAGGGCGGAGCCCGGCCACGCCCCGGGUCCGCCCCGCGAGCACCCACUCCCGGCUCCACGCCGCCGCCGCCGCGACAACUUACUAAAACGAUUUACUCACAAUCGCAUCUCGCCCCGUGCCUCCUAUCAUCUUCUAAAAAAUAACCUACUUAGUGAACGUGAUAAACCAAGUCAACCCUUUUCGUAAAUUCGAUUCGAAUACCAAUGAUCGAACUAUUAAUAGAUCGGUGCUUUAGUGGAAAAUAUUAUUAUUAAUGAAAGUUGUGAUUUGUUGAUGAACAUGUUGAGAAGCAGUAGACUGUGAUGUGGUGUGAAGGUGAGAUCGGGAGUGAGACCGGGUGGAGUGUGUUCGUGUCGUUGCAGCGGUGAAGGUCGCGACAGUGGCGACGGGCAGCGCGCGCGAGCGCGAGAUGGGCGGUGGCUGCGGCGGCAGCGCGGGCGGCGGCUGGCCGCGCGAGGCGCCCGCGCUGCUGAGCACGGCGCUGCUGCUCGGCGGCGCGCUGCCGGAGCGCCCGCCGGCGCCGCUCUUCACCAUCGACAGCAUCCUGGCGCCGCGCCCGCCGCCCGCCAUCCCGCCGCUGCAGCUGCACCACCUCGCGCACACCACGUUCCACAGAGCGCACGAUCUCUUUGGUACGUCUGCAAAGAUGUUGUUCAUGAAUGGAGUGGGCGGCAUGGGCGGCGGCGUGUCCAGCUCGGGCGGGUACGGGCUGUACGGCGGGUACGCGGCGGCGGCGCUGGCGGGGCUGGCGGGCCCGCCGCCGAAGCGCAAGCGCCGCCACCGCACCAUCUUCACCGAGGAGCAGCUCGAGCAACUGGAGAGCACGUUCGACAAGACGCAUUACCCCGACGUUGUGCUGCGGGAGCAACUCGCGCUGCGCGUCGACUUGAAGGAGGAGAGGGUUGAGGUGUGGUUCAAAAACCGUCGGGCAAAAUGGCGGAAGCAGAAGCGCGAGGAACAGGAGCGGCUGCGCAAGCUGCAGGAGGAGCGCGUGUGCGGGCGGCUCGGCGCGCGCGCACCCGCGCCCGCGCCGCCCGCGAUCGCGCACUCGCCGCUGCGCGCGCCGCCGCCGCCGCCGCGCUGCUCCGACGACUCCGACUCCGACCUCGAGGUCGCUUGAGACCUCCCCCACAGACACUCGCGUGCCAAACUCCUUACUCAAUACGGGUACAACUAGUGAUCAGUGAAAACUAUAAACAAACAAGUGAUGUGAACGCUGUUUUGUCAAUACGUGCAAUCGAAUGGAACGGUAGUGUCGCAGAAGAACUUGAUGCAAUAUUUGAAAUGUUGACACUGGAACUCUUCGCGACUUGUGCAAGUUUCUUGUGAAAACGGUGCAACGCUGUGACCUUUCACAAGAGCAACAGACGCCAGUUUAAUUAAAUGCAACAGAUUUAACAACUAGUAACAAUAUAAUUAGGUAAUUAUCUAUAUAGUUCGGGCACUAGACAACUGUGUGCUAAUAUUUAUUAUUUGAAGAAUACUAGGUAAACAUAUUGUAUAUUUUAGAUUUUAAGGUACCUAUCUGAUAAGCAAAUGUAAUUAGAAAUGGUCCACAGAAUAAUCGAAUUCCUAUUGUAUAAUUGAUGUACCUAACACAUUUGUUGCAUGACAAGUUAUAUACGAGCAUAGAUUCAACAUUAAAGUAGCACGAUUCCUUGAUGUACCUAGUACCUACUUGUAGAACAUUUUCUCGGAAAAACUCGUACAUGACAAAAGACGAAGCAACUGUUAAAGACUGCAAGUUUUGUUUUAUGUAUACAUAUGCAUGUGUUUAUCGAAAUCAGCCGUAUAAGCAUGGUCGCGCGAUAAAUGAUAAAUGAUCAGGCCGUCCCUAUCGCACUUAUAAAUAGUGCGAUACGAUGCGUAAAUUUACAUACAGUCAUAUUUUCCUAUCCAUAAGAAACAUAUUUAUUUACAUUUUAAAUACAAUUCAGUGACUUUAUUUUCUUUAUUUCCUUAGAUAAAAUCGUCGUUUUGUCAAGUAGUUACUCGUUUUAACUAGAUUUUUUUAAAGAAGAAAAGAAGAUAUAAUUUACCUAGAUGCAAACUGAACUUCCUAUUACAACAUAUUUGUGACAGUAGAUUAGGUACUAUGUAAAAAUCAGCACCAAAAAAGUACCACCAACCAGUAAUUUGAACAAGUACCUACGCGGUAGCUCUAUAUUUUAGUGCUCUGUACCAAAUUUGGUUAUAUGGAACCCUCGUGAUACCACUAGAUUUAAAUCGUAAUGCAGUAAAGCCUGACCAGAAAUAGGUAUAUUAUUAUUGUCAGGAGGGCGCUGUUAUUCUGAUGUAUGGGGUGACAGUUAAGUUUAGUAUGAAGAAAAUAGUUCUAAUUAAAUUCCG